Messenger RNA from Fusarium coffeatum, 1230 nucleotides. RefSeq lists its product as uncharacterized. The transcript has 8 exons. The coding region runs from base 1 to 1230 and encodes 409 amino acids. The record is from RefSeq and is a predicted model, not a curated record. Lineage: Eukaryota; Fungi; Ascomycota; Sordariomycetes; Hypocreales; Nectriaceae.
AUGCUCUUAAUGAGCAACCCGAUGGCUACGAACCAGAGUAUCGAUGAGAUGUGCAAGAGCGAGGAGUUUAGUCGGACGAUUCAAAACUGUAUUUCGAAGGUUUGCACGAUUAGGGAGUCACUCGAGUUCAACGACUUCGUCAGCACAGUGUGCGAUGUCCCAGAGGAAGACUACCGACCGCUUUACCGGGCUAUCAUCAUUGCUUGGGCAGCUAUCAGCACGGUGGCAGUGGUGUUACUUGUCCUUUCCAAGAUAUUCGUUACGACACCUUGGGGUAUUGAUGAUACUUUUUCUAUCUUCACUUACUGUAUAAUUGUUCCAUGCACGGUUUUCUUUCUUCGCACCAUUGAUGCCGGUUUUGGAUCUCUCAAGACACUAUACCAGAGCAACGACCUCACAGGCGUCUUCAAGAACGUGUUUAUCUGGCAAGUCCUGUUCAUGGGUGGCAUCUGUGUGGUCAAGAUGUCGAUUCUCUUCUUCUACCUCCGAAUUUUCCCCGGUCAAGUCUUCCGACGUAUGGUCUACGCUACAAUGGCUGUCAACGCCGUCAGCUCCAUCGUCAUCAUCGUCUGCAACCUUACUGUGGGACGCACCGUUGAGGUUGUCUGGGGUGGAAAAUCGGAUCUUAGCGUUACUAUGGAGACAUACGGUCAAGCUUUGAAGAUCACAAUGGCUCACUGCGUGAUCAACUUUGUGGUUGACGUUUGGAUGCUUAUUCUGCCGAUGACCCAGUUGUAUAACCUGGGGUUGAGGUUGGAUAAGAAGAUUCGGGUUAUGUGCAUGUUUGGUAUUGGAAUCUUUUUGACUGCGGUUAGUCUUGUACGAUUGGUCAUGACGGCAAAGAUCCUGCCCAAUCUAAGUGAAACAGAUUCCAACACGCAUUCUUCCGUCAUCUGGGCCAACAUCGAACUCAACGUCGGCUUCGUAGUCGCUGUCGUGGCACCCAUACGUCAACUCUUCCAACUCAUCUUCAACGGCUUCAAGCAACCCGACAGCCCAAAUAACAGUACACAGAAGAGCAGCCGAUCUCGCACAGCAGUAUUUGUGGAUCGAUCUAUGAUUCGAAUCAAGGAUGGCGAUGAGGAAGAGCUUGUUAUUUCAGAUCCUGGAAAUUUGGGCGGUACGACAUUGGCGUCUUCGAGCAGCAGGGGAACAGGGAAGAGGGAAGGCCAUGAACAGGAUCUUGAGCUGAGUAGCUUGAGCAUAAUGAGCAAUGGCAAGGGUCAAUAG